Cataglyphis hispanica is the source of this 2170-nucleotide messenger RNA. RefSeq names its product cytochrome P450 9e2-like. Gene Ontology annotation, molecular function: iron ion binding; oxidoreductase activity, acting on paired donors, with incorporation or reduction of molecular oxygen; heme binding. Lineage: Eukaryota; Metazoa; Arthropoda; Insecta; Hymenoptera; Formicidae. The coding region runs from base 321 to 1874 and encodes 517 amino acids. The transcript has a single exon. The record is from RefSeq and is a predicted model, not a curated record.
UGAAAAAGACUUUUUUUUCUUCCUUUUUCAUUUCUGUCACGAUAAGAUCCGCGCUUGAGAUAUCGCAAAGAUAGUGAAAAAAUUUUAGUCGUAAAGCCGUAAGCAAAUCAAUCAAUCACAAUUAAAUAUUCUAAUUCUAGUUUAUCUAAUUAGGUUACCCAGUUGUUAGAAUGCUUGAUUGUGAUUGGUCGCUUUGCUUACGGCUUUACGAUUACGACUAAAAUCUUUUCACGUGCAAUGGCCUUAUUACUCGUCCACAUUUAUAUGUUUUACGUCUUGUUCGGCGGAGUCAUUCGUUCGUACGCUAUCCUCACAUCGCAAUGGAAUUAUUUUCGUUUUUAUUUUCGUCGCCCUUCAGGUUGUUACUAACCACUCUGAUCAUUAUCGGCAUCUUGAAAUUUGUUGCACUGGUGUAUCGUGCAUAUUUUUACUGGAGAGGUAAAGGUGUUCCUUAUCUGCCCGAUUCACUACGGUCUCUUGUAAUGGGUUGGAAGGUAUUUCUGCGUCGUCUGAGUUUUACCGACCAUAAUCUUUUUUUAUACAAUUACUUCCCGAACGCUAAGUAUUGUGGAAUGAUGGAAUUUGCCACACCUGCCGUGCUUCUACGCGAUCCUGAACUGAUCAAGGAUGUUUUGGUGAAGGACUUUGAAAUUUUUCACGAUCAUCGUAGCUUUGUGGACUUUCUGGACCCGCUAUUCAGUAAGAAUAUCUUUCUCUUACGCGGAGAUCGCUGGAAGGAAAUGAGAAACACGUUAAGUCCCUCUUUCACCACUAGCAAGAUGAAGAUUAUGUUUGAUUUAGUAUUAAAAUGUUCUCGUGAAUUCGUCAAUUACUUGAUCGAUCAUCCGGAACUGUGUGUUGCGAUUGAGACGAAGCAAAUCUUCAGACGGUACACCACUGACGUAAUUGCUACAACGGCUUUUGGCAUAAGCGUGAAUUCUAUGAAAGAUUCAAACAACGAGUUCUACGUAAAGGGAAUAGAAGUCACCAAGGCUUUUAGUGAAUUCCUAACUUUGUUCAAAUUCACGUUUAUGCGUAUAUUUCCGCGUUUUGCCAAGAUGCUCGGUAUGACGGGAUUCAAUUUAACGUCUACAGCCGAGUUUUUCAAGAGGUUUGUUGGAGAGACCGUCAAAGCUCGAAACGAGCAAGGUAUCGUCAGGCCGGAUAUGAUUCAAUUAUUACUGCAAGCUCGGGACAAAAAUGAUCCCAGCGUUCACAAAAUGACAUUGGAUGACAUCGUUUCACAAGCUUUCGCCUUUUUCUUAGCCGGUUUUGACACAACCUCGACGCUGAUGUGUUUUGUCGCUCACGAGCUGGCGGUUAAUCGAGAUAUUCAAGAUCGCGUGCGCGAGGAGGUGCAGCAGCAUGUCGCCGAAAAUAACGAGAUUUCUUAUGAAUCGCUAUCGAAGAUGACUUAUAUGGACAUGGUGAUUAACGAGACGCUUCGAAAGUAUCCACCAGUGAUCUUCACCGAUAGAUUUUGUACUAAGAGUUACGAGCUGCCUCCGUCGCAGCCAGGUUGUAAGAGCGUAACCAUCGAACCUGGUAGCGUAAUGAUGAUAUCCAUUUAUGGUUUACAUCGUGAUCCCAAAUACUUUCCGGAUCCAGAUAAAUUUGAUCCCGAACGAUUCAGCGAAGAAAACAAAAACAAUAUUGUUCCGUAUACUUAUUUACCUUUUGGACACGGGCCUAGAAAAUGUAUUGGCAAUCGAUUUGCUCUCAUAAAUACCAAGAUUCUGAUAGCUCAUCUUUUGCAAAAAUUUAUCCUGAAGAGAACGGAAAAAACUGUCGAGCCUGUUGUAUACGAUAAGAGUGAAUUCAAUCCGACACUUGAAGGUGGAUUCUGGAUCAGUUUGGAGAAAAGAGAAAUAUGAUGAGUUUAUGUAUGAAAAAUAAAUUAUUUUUUGAUAGUUGAAAAAGACUAUCGAUGCAUUUAUAAUUUUUUUUAAAAAUGUUUAAUCGUGUUAAUUUUUUAGCUUUUGAAAAGGGUCAAAGUCCAGGAUCUAUUUACGAUACAUCAUCAUUGUGUCAUUUGAAUAUUAUGUAAAUUUAAUAUUAUAUAUUUUAUUGUUUUAUCUUUAUUACGUUAUUAAAUUAUUGCAGGUGAAGAAUGCCAAAGUGAAAUAUUAUGAGCACUGUGUAUUGUGAUUAAAAGUAAGAAUAUAUGUUG